Messenger RNA from Salvia hispanica, 1466 nucleotides. RefSeq names its product cyclin-D1-1-like. NCBI's taxonomy places the organism in Eukaryota, Viridiplantae, Streptophyta, Magnoliopsida, Lamiales, Lamiaceae. The record is from RefSeq and is a predicted model, not a curated record.
GUGUAGGGGUCGGAUCCAAAAUCCCAGUAGUUGGCAAAUUUAGUCUGUGAUGAGUGAGGCCCAUUCACAAAAAUGGAUCUUCAAAUUUCGCGCAGCUACUUAUUUAGAGAGAGAAUCAAUUUCCAAAUCAAAGCAAAAGCAAGAGAGAAAAAUAAAAUGUCUUCACUCCUCCACAAAUCAUAAACCGCCAUGUGUCAAUCCCUACCACCACCACCACCAAUCCCCCUCCCCCGCCGCCGCUCCUCCGCCGAGAUGUCCCCCGCCGGCUCACUCAGAUCCGAUCAAUCCGCUCUCAUCGCUCGAUUGCUCGAUUCUGAGCCCCGCCAUAUGCCCCACCCCGAUUACAUCCGCUUCUGCCAUAACCGCCCCAUCCACCUCGCCUCUCGCCAGGAUUCCAUCAAUUCCAUUCUAAAGGUACAUUCGCAUUUCGAAUUCAAACCGGUCACGGCUUUCCUCUCCAUCAACUACUUGGAUCGCUUCCUCGCUGCUAAUUCGAUUUCGGAAACCGGAUGGCAGUUCCAGCUUCUAUCAAUCGCAUGCCUCUCUCUCGCCGCGAAAAUGGAGGAAUUGCACGUUCCAUGCCUUGUCGAGCUGCAAUCGCUCGAGCGCACCUACAUUUUCGAGCCGAAGACGGUACAGAGGAUGGAGCUUCUAAUCCUGACGACUCUCGAUUGGAGAUUACGCUCCGUCACACCGUUUGAUUACCUCGAUAACUUCAUCUCCAUGCUUCCUUCCUCCUCCGCCUCCGCCGCAAAUCACUCCGUCGCCUCCGAUAUAAUCCUCAACACCAGCCGCGUGGUGGACUUCAUGAGGUUUCCGCCGUCGGUGAUUGCAGCGGCCGCCGCGAUAUCCUCCGGCGGCGCGGGCGCAGAUCUGCCCGAUACGUUCGAUGAGAGAAUAAACAGAGAAAUGGUGAGAAGCUGUCAUCAACUAAUGGAGGAAUAUUUGUUGGACACGUGUCUUUCAUCCGACGGCCUCAAAGCCGCGCCGCCGAGUCCCCACGGCGUCCUCGAUGCGGCGGCUUGCGCUAGCUGCGACACCAAUUCCGAAAAUCAAGCCGGCUCCGAGCCGCAAAACAAGCGGCCGAGAUUGUCUCCGCCGGAUGUACAGGAAUCGUAACCGUAGAUAAGCAUUAGGUAUUCUUCUGUUUUCUGAAAAAAAAAUAACAAAACAAAACAAUUCUUUUGAAAACAAAGGAUACUUUUGAUUUAAUUGGAGCAAUUAUUUCCAUAAUUGGCUGUAAAAAAGGAUGGAUUUUUUUUUUAAUUGGAUUCAAUUGAUUGCCCCUAAUUUUGAGACUUUUACUAAAGGGGGCUGUGUACUCCAAUAAUUUUGGUAUGAGUAUUUUUUCUUUUUAGUUCUAGUUUUCUAUUUCAUUUUCUUUUUUAGCAUAAUGGUGGUGGUAAUGGAUCUUUUUCGUGUGUUUGUAUGUGCUUUGUUAAUAAAGAUUUUAGAGCGUUGUUAUA